Messenger RNA from Odontomachus brunneus, 2648 nucleotides. RefSeq names its product stomatin-like protein 2, mitochondrial (gene Stoml2). The coding region runs from base 912 to 2123 and encodes 403 amino acids. The transcript is spliced from 8 exons. The record is from RefSeq and is a predicted model, not a curated record. NCBI's taxonomy places the organism in Eukaryota, Metazoa, Arthropoda, Insecta, Hymenoptera, Formicidae. Gene Ontology annotation, cellular component: membrane.
ACUUCCGACUUUUCUAAAUUGACUGAAAUCUCCGUGAGAGUGAUCGAGAUACUUCGUACGUGCGAUCAUACGCGAACAGUAAGAGCACGUUGUAAUUUUAUUUGUACCAGAUUCCAUUUCCACUAGUCUCUCUUAAAAGAGAAACGCGCGGUUAAACUUAAUCUAACUCUCAACCUAACCUAACCUUUUGCGCUCGACAACCGAAAUCUCCUUAUAUCCGAAUAAUGCUAGAAUUUACCACUACAUCGCGAAUUCUGUCGCAAUAAGUGCGAAUGUUGUACCGAAGUAUUCGUGAGAUUCGAGAAUCCUCUCGAAUAUAAGUUCUCAAACCAUCUGUACUCUAUUAUUUAUUAUCAUUUUUUAUCGUAAUAAAGCGCAAUGUUAAGAUUUUAAUAGUCAGUAAUCGCGCGAUACAUAAGAAUGCAAUAGUCGCUGUCGAAACGCGUAGUGAGUAAUUAAAUGUUGCAAUCUGGCAUAAAAUAUUAACUGUAAUAUGAAGCACGUUAAAUAGCGAAGAAAUCACAAAAACGCUGGUCUCGAGUACGACUCGCAUGCCGUAGAUAGCGCGUAAUCUUCAAAACAACAACACGCGUCGUUAAAGGAUGACUUCCAAAUCAUAACAGUUUAAACCACGAAAGCGAACAUCUCGGCACCUGUCGCGCGCGAUUCCCGCGUGAUAAAUUCAUUGAAACUUUUAUGAGAGUAAUUACGAUACCUCGCGCGUGUAAUCGUCGCACUGGGAUCGCUGUGAACAUUCAGAGCGUGGUGUAAUUUGAAAGGUUCCGCAUCGAGAGAAACCAGAACUUUUCGUCGUACGUGCCAGCGAGAGCAUAGGACUCCGUUAAAUGCAUAAAUAUUAAUUGCGUCGCGAGUGAACCGGCAGUGACGUGAAAUGCGGACAACGCGGGACGAUGCGGGAUGGAAGCUGGGGACGCCGCGAAUUCCAGACGCGGAACGACGCAGCCCGGGGAUGCAGCGGCGAGUUUCGUCGAUGGAUGGAUUUCAAACGCGAAACGAACCAUGCGUUUACGAGAAUGGGAGAUAAGACGUUCGGUUCGGUGACUCAAAAUUCUCGUUACAUACCGUCAACGCCAGUAAACACUGUCAUAAUGUUCGUGCCUCAACAACAGGCAUGGAUCGUAGAACGAAUGGGCAAGUUUCAUAAAAUUUUAGAACCUGGUCUAAACAUACUGCUUCCUAUUAUUGAUAAAGUUAAAUAUGUACAAAUAUUAAAGGAAUUAGCCAUAGAUGUACCACAACAAAGUGCAGUUACAUCAGACAAUGUGACUCUGAGUAUUGACGCAGUAUUAUACUUGAGAGUGACAGAUCCUUACCUGGCAUCUUAUGGUGUUGAGGAUGCAGAAUUUGCUAUUAUUCAAAUAGCCCAGACUACUAUGAGAUCUGAACUAGGAAAGAUAUCAUUGGAUAAAGUAUUCAGGGAAAGGGAAGAAUUAAAUGUUUCUAUAGUUGAUAGUAUCAAUAAGGCCAGUGGAGCCUGGGGUUUAACAUGCAUGCGAUAUGAAAUACGUGAUAUAAAAUUGCCACAAAGAGUUCAAGAGGCAAUGCAGAUGCAGGUAGAAGCCGAACGUAAAAAACGUGCUGCUAUAUUGGAGUCUGAAGGUGUCAGAGAGGCUGAAGUUAAUGUGGCCGAGGGCAAACGGCUCGCGCGAAUCUUAGCUUCAGAAGCUACAAGGCAAGAACAAAUAAAUAAGGCUACUGGAGAGGCUGCGGCGGUAGUAGCAGUGGCGGAAGCGCGAGCAAAGGGAUUGCAACUAGUCGCGGGUGCCCUCGGCGCAACGGACGCGAAAAAUGCGGCCGCGCUCAGCAUUGCGGAGCAAUAUGUUCAUGCAUUCGACAAAUUAGCAAAAGUCAAUAACACGUUAAUAUUACCCAGCAACGUGGGAGAUGUGUCGACAUUUGUAGCACAGGCUAUGGCAAUUUAUAAACAAGUAAUGCCGGAACAUAACACCAACAGAGAGCCAGUCAAACAAAUAUUAGACAAUUAUGAGUCCAAUGAUUCAGUUCAUAUGCAACACGCAGAUGAGGCUUAUGAAUAUUUUAGUGACAAAGAAGAAGCAGAAAAGCAUAGGAAGAAAGGAAAACAAAAGCCCCAAAUAUCAUAAAUAUAUUUUCAUAAUUCUCAUGUAUUGUUUAUUGCGAUGUAAAUAUCAUAACAUUGAUUUACUAUACUCAAAUCGUUAAUUAAUGAUAUUGAAUUUAUAAUUGUAUUAAAUCUGUUUUAUUUCAUUGAGCAAAACUAUUUUUCUUUAUUUUUUUGUAUUACAAAUUAUGAUAUUACAAAUUAUGAUAUAAGCUCCAUGUGUCAAUAACCAUUUGAGGUAAUUGGAAUUCAUUGUAUUUUCAUAAUUAUCGUAUUAUCAAGAUAUAGCCCUUAUUCUAGAUAAAAUAAACAGUUUUUACAAGAUAUAAAAAUUAUAAACUGGAAGCUUUAUAAUUGCUUAUAAACUGGAACAUAGGACACUAUUAAUAGGUAUAAUAGUGAAAAGAUUAUAUCUAUUAAAGAUUAAAUCUCCCGAUGCUUGUUUACUUGCGUUUCUUUGAUUGCACUAUUACUGGAUUUUGCACAGGCAUGUUAUAUGUUUCCUGAGAAAUUCGAUUUACAUAAUAAAGACCAAUCAUGGAAAAUA